Anoplophora glabripennis (Asian longhorned beetle) is the source of this 1786-nucleotide messenger RNA. RefSeq names its product beta-parvin. Gene Ontology annotation, molecular function: actin binding. Lineage: Eukaryota; Metazoa; Arthropoda; Insecta; Coleoptera; Cerambycidae. The coding region runs from base 48 to 1655 and encodes 535 amino acids. Gene Ontology annotation, cellular component: focal adhesion; cytoplasm; actin cytoskeleton. The record is from RefSeq and is a predicted model, not a curated record. The transcript has 7 exons. Gene Ontology annotation, biological process: cell projection assembly; actin cytoskeleton organization; substrate adhesion-dependent cell spreading.
UACCUUCAAUCGAAGUAUACUGUUGUUAGGUGACUGAACAUUACAGAAUGGAUGACGAUAUUAUAGAAAAACCGUCUUGUAAAAUUUUGUAUCGUCAGUCCUCUUUAGAAACUAGGCUGUCUCCAAUACACUUAUCCGACAACUCUAGCUCUGACUCUGAAUAUGAAGAAGAAAAGGAUGCCCCGAAGAUAAUAGAAUGCAAGCCAAAAUCGGAAUCCAGUAUUAGUGAAAAUAACCAGGGAACUAAACCAAAAUUCAACAACCAAUUCAAGGAAGAAUUAAAGCAAAAAUUAGGAAAGAAUUUGCAGAAAAAUAAAAAUGGUAAUAAAUCCACAUUUUCUAACAAAUUUUCAGCUAAUAAUGAAAAGGACAAUGUAUCAGUUAUGGGUCAAAAUAAACUCGCGAUGGAAGAGAAAAUUAAGCAAGUGGAUUUAAUGAGGAUAGCAGAUAAUACUACAAAGGAAGAUAUAUCAUUAGUAGGUUCUAUGAAAGCAUUGACUUUACCAAAAAAAGAAGUAGAAGAAGAAACCGUGGGAGACGGUUGUAAAAGUGAAGAAAUGGCGACUGCAAGGCCCAAAUCUCCUAAACCUGUUGCCAUUAGGGGCGAAAAAGAUGAAUCAAUUUGGGACAAAUUAGGAACUUUAGGUCGCAAAAAACGUAUUAAGGAAGUUCAAGAGGUACAAGCUGAGGGCAAAUAUGCAAUCGACUCUCCAGGAUGCCCUGCUGCUCCUAUAAUUCCACCAGAAGAAUAUAAUCUUGAUGAUAACGAAGAAAGGUGCAUGAUUGAUAAAAGAGCAUAUGAUGAUCCCAAGUUUAACGAGUUACUGAAUGUUUUGAUGGAAUGGGUAAAUGAUGAAUUAGCUUCACAGAGGAUAAUUGUUCAAGAUUUGUCGGAAGAUUUGUAUGACGGACAAGUUUUGCAGAAGUUAUUAGAAAAAUUGACGGGAGACAAGUUAGAUGUACCAGAGGUUACUCAGUCAGAGGAGGGCCAGAAACAAAAACUAUCAGUAGUGUUAAGUCACUUUAAUCAAGUUUUGGGAAUACAGAGAAUAAAGCACAACAAAUGGAGCGUUGAAGCUAUUCAUUCCAAAAAUAUUGUCGCGAUCACACACCUGCUAGUGGCGUUAGCGAGGCAUUUUCGACCACCCGUACGUUUACCCGAACAUGUAUCAGUAGAUGUAGUGGUUGUUCAGAAGGUUAAAGGGGUAUUGAAUCACAAAAUCAUAAAGGAAAGCCUUACUAAAGCAUAUGAUGACGUAGGCAUGAGGUGUGAACGCGAUGCGUUUGACACCCUCUUUGACCAUGCUCCAGACAAGCUGCAGGUUGUGAAGAAGUCUUUGGUAACUUUUGUUAACAAACAUUUAAACAAGAUGAAUUUCGAGGUCACAGAAAUAGAAAGCCAGUUCCACGACGGAGUAUAUCUGAUUAUGUUGAUGGGCUUAUUGGAGGGAUUCUUCGUUCCACAUUACAGCUUCCACUUAACCCCUCACGAGUUUGACCAAAAAGUUCACAAUGUGACGUUUGCAUUUGAACUUAUGGAGGAGGUGGGUUUGCAAAAGCCCAAGGCCAGGCCAGAAGAUGUGGUGAAUAUGGAUUUGAAAUCUACCCUUAGGGUGCUUUAUAAUCUGUUUUUGAAAUACAAGACGAUCCUUUGAAUGAGAAAUGAACGAAAUUGGUGCCUUAUACUGCCUUUAAUGUUGCCUUGGAUAUUAAUCUCGUAUAACGUUACUGACAAUUUUAUAAUUCCCUUUUAAUUAAAAAAAACGCUAAACUAUUUUAUAAGUAU